AGGACAAGGCAGGGGCUGGCUGGGAGUUGUUGGGGUUAGGGACCCGGGGAGGGGUGGGAAGGUAGGGGUGUGGGGAGGAGCCCUGAUGUAAGAAUGUUAAUGAGAGGCUCCCCAGCCCAGCCCCCACCACUCCCCACCCCCACCCACCCCACCCGCUGGAAAUACAAACCCAGCCUCGGAGCGCCUUGUGUGGUAACACGCUCCGCGGCUGCCACGCUAUUUAAACGCGGGCUAUGGAUCCAGGAACCGGCGCGAAUCAAUGAGAUCAAACGCGGGGGAGAUGCACCGUCAAUUACAAGCACUUGGACAAGUCUAACUUUUUUUUUUCUUUUACAAAUACGCUUUCAAAAGCAAUCUUAGCAACGUCCAAAUAAGAAGCCACCUCUAAGCAAAAUAGUAUAUAUAAAGGGAGGGCGAAUAUAUAUAUAUAUAUACACAUAUAUAUGUAUAUAUAUAUUUAAGUGUAUAUAUAUAUAUAUAUAUAUAUAAAUCUAUUGUAGGCGUACAGGUUUACACGCGGUGAACUUUUUCUUUUCUUUCUCUCUUUUUUAAACGAGUGACACUGCAAAGAAGGACUCUUCCUCUGUCUUCUGGUGAAGGGGUAUUCUAUUUUCUUAGAGCGCCCAAGGGGGCGCAGGGACCUCGGAGAGAAGAGUGGGGAGGAAAGAGGAAGGGUGGGUGGGGGGCAGAGGGCGAGUCAGCAGCGAGGGCAGGCUCUUUCCUGCGGCACCAUGCCGUCCCUGCUGGUGCUCACUUUCUCCGCGUGCGUCUUGCUUGUCUGGGUGUUGUUGAUCGGCAGCACCAGUGGCAGUGGCGGCGGGGGCGCCAGCCUCGGCGGAGGGCGCCGGGAGAGAGAGGCCCUGCAGCCGCAGAAGAUCGAGGUGCUGGUGCUGUUGCCCCAGGACGACUCGUACCUGUUCUCCCUGGCCCGGGUGCGGCCGGCCAUCGAAUACGCGCUCCGCAGCGUGCAGGGCAACGGGACCGAGCGGCGGCUUCUGCCACCCGGAACUCGCUUCCAGGUGGCCUACGAAGACUCAGAUUGCGGCAACCGGGCACUUUUCAGCCUGGUGGACCGCGUGGCGGAGGCACGCGGCGCCAAGCCCGAUCUCAUCCUGGGGCCGGUGUGCGAGUACGCAGCAGCGCCGGUGGCCCGACUUGCGUCGCACUGGGACCUGCCGAUGUUGUCGGCAGGGGCACUGGCCGCGGGCUUCCAGCACAAGGACACCGAGUACUCGCACCUAACGCGUGUGGCACCCGCAUACGCUAAGAUGGGUGAGAUGAUGCUCGCCCUAUUCCGCCACCACCAGUGGAGCCGCGCCGCACUUGUCUAUAGCGAUGACAAGCUGGAGCGGAACUGCUACUUCACCCUCGAAGGGGUCCACGAGGUCUUCCAGGAGGAGGGCUUGCACACGUCCGCCUACAGUUUCGAUGAGACCAAAGACUUGGACCUGGACGACAUAGUGCGCUACAUCCAGGCCAGUGAGCGAGUGGUGAUCAUGUGUGCAAGCAGCGACACUAUCCGGGGCAUCAUGCUGGCAGCGCACAAGCACGGGAUGACCAGUGGAGACUACGCCUUCUUCAACAUCGAACUCUUCAACAGCUCUUCCUACGGAGAUGGCUCGUGGAAGAGAGGAGACAAACAUGACUUUGAAGCAAAGCAAGCAUACUCAUCCCUCCAAACAAUCACUCUACUGAGGACAGUGAAGCCUGAAUUUGAGAAGUUUUCCAUGGAGGUGAAAAGUUCUGUUGAGAAACAAGGACUCAAUGAGGAAGAUUAUGUUAACAUGUUUGUUGAAGGAUUCCAUGACGCCAUCCUCCUCUAUGUUCUGGCUUUACAUGAAGUACUCAGAGCUGGUUACAGCAAGAAGGAUGGAGGGAAAAUUAUCCAGCAGACUUGGAACAGAACAUUUGAAGGUAUUGCUGGCCAGGUGUCCAUAGAUGCCAACGGAGACCGGUACGGGGAUUUCUCCGUGAUCGCUAUGACAGACCCGGAAGCAGGCACCCAGGAGGUCAUUGGUGAUUACUUUGGAAAAGAAGGUCGUUUUGAAAUGCGGCCGAAUGUCAAAUAUCCUUGGGGACCUUUAAAACUGAGAAUAGAUGAGACCAGAAUUGUGGAGCAUACAAACAGCUCUCCUUGCAAAUCAUCAGGUGGCCUAGAAGAAUCGGCAGUGACAGGAAUUGUUGUGGGGGCCUUACUAGGAGCUGGCUUGUUAAUGGCCUUCUACUUUUUCAGGAAGAAAUACAGAAUAACCAUUGAGAGGCGAAGCCAGCAAGAAGAAAGUAACGCUGGAAAACAUCGAGAGUUACGGGAAGACUCCAUCAGAUCGCAUUUUUCAGUGGCUUAAAAGAAAGCCUUUUCUUUCGGCCCGAGAUUCUUUAAGGAGAUAGAUGGGAUGAAAGACAUCAAUGGAACAGAAGGGACACUCUUUAAGAACUCAUUCUUUUAAGCAGUUAGUCAUUUCGUUGUAAAAUUUCUUUAGAAGCUCAGGAACUAUUUUGAGUCACCAUAUGCCUCCCGGGCUUUCACCUCAUGACAAACAAGUAUGAGAAUACAACAUCGCUCUGUUAAAUGUUCCUACUGAUUCAAGGGCAUAUGAUUAGAUUUAUGUUUGGAAAUCUGAUGUCUCCAUAUUUUGAUGGUUUUGGGGGCAUUUCAUAUAAGGCUACAAAAAUGUGGUUUUCUGAAAUGAAAUGUUUUAUAGCUAGAAUAAAAUCAUUUUUACGAGUAGAAUAUUCUUGGAAAGAAUUUAACAUCCAAAAAGAGGAAAAUGUAAUGAAAAAUCCCAAUGUUGGAAAUACAGUGUCCCUUUUUCUAGUGCAAGUGGACAGAUUUGAAGUUAAGGACUGCUCUGUCCAAUGUAUAUAUUCAGGUCCUGACUUCAUAUCUCCAAAAAGGAUUUCUGGCCUGUCUCCUUUAAUGUCUCAUAAAAGCUAUUCUGGAAAGUUGUAACUAUUACUAAGAUAAGAGGAUUUAUAUAAGAAAAACAAAUCUAAAAUAUUUCACUUUUUAAUGUAAAAAAAAAAAGCCCUAUUUCACACUAACAUUUUAUUUUUAGGUAUUUUAAUCUUAUAUUUUGCUAUUAGAAAAUGUGUCUAUUUUUUCAUUUUGAAGAUUAAAUUCCACUUAUAUUUUAAAAGCAUGGGUAAAGUGUGCAACAAACCAGCAAUGAUGAAAGAGGCUUCCUCUUUUUCUCCCUGUUUCCCUAUCCCCUUGGCCACAGCCAAAUGCCAAUUGCUGCUUUAAUUACAGAGAUCUAGGCAUGUAUUCAGAUCACAGACUCUAUUGGAGGACAUUGAUUUACCUGCUUUAAGUGCAAAGUUAUUUUAGGGAUAGACCUCUUCUGGUCAAAUGAUGAGUUUCCAGGUAAAGGGUGGAGUUUAUUGGAAUUAACUAGGUUUUAAGGCAGCCCUUUUUCCCUUAAGAACAACUUUAUAGAGUACUAACAUUUGACAGUAAGCACAGAAAGGAUAACUCUAAAAAUGCAUAUAUGACAUUUUACUAAGAUUCAGUGAUAUUUUGGUUAAAAGAAGGAAUCUAAGUAGCUACUCUGCUCCUUUUUAGUGGACUCCACAAAGCUUUAGCGUCAUCCACUAAUAACCUGCGUAAUAGCAGGUGAAGUGUAGAUAGAAGAUAUUUGAACAAAGUGAAAUAAGUAUUUACUGAAUAUCUACCUGCACUCACUACUCUGCACGUAGGUGUAAACUCAGGUUGCCAUUUUUGCUGAUAAUUUAUGGAGAAAAUAGUGAGAGAAGAAGAGAGAGUUGGCAGAUUAACAUACCAUGUUGUAAUUAUGUCACUAGGGGCUUUCCUCAGUAACAGUUUGAACAUCUGAAAAAUAGUUUUUAAAAUGACCUUAGUGGCUAUAAAAGAUCACGUACAGGGAAGAAAAUAGGGGAGUUCAAGCAAGUCCUUGGUCGUGAUGGAGGUCGUAGUUCACAUGGGUGGGGGUGGAGGCAGGCAGAGGGAAAGCUGUGUAUCUUGGAAGCUGGCCUGAGCUUGCUUCCCUGGAAGCGUCUGCCUCUGCCCUUCCUACUUCAACCAGCCAAUGGGUUAUUUCCGUGAAUGGAUUAUUUCUGUGUGAGGCAUAUUUCCCCUCUACAUUUAAAAAAUGAGAUUCAGGCAGCUGGAGAGCAUGACAACUGAAUGAGCUAUGAUCAGCCAAAAUGACUUUGUUGUAGUUCUCCAUGGUGGAUGCAAUGGAAAAAGUGCUGACUUCCAAAAAAGAUGGCGAAAGAAGGCAAGAAAGGCAAGCUCCAGAAAUUCCAAUGUCGGAAGAGUGUUUGGGGAGUAAAAUCUAGGAAAGCAAAACAUUUAACAACUCAGGACUCCUCAAAGUGAAAACAGAAUGGAAGAUUUGCAUCCAUCUUUUUCUUUGUGUGAAUUGAGAACUUAGUUCUCUCUCAUUUUUAUUUAUCAAUGAUGUUUUCAAUAUAUUUUUGAGCUAUUCACUUUA
Molecule: messenger RNA, 4454 nt
Organism: Mustela lutreola (European mink)
Lineage: Eukaryota; Metazoa; Chordata; Mammalia; Carnivora; Mustelidae
Gene: NPR3
Product: natriuretic peptide receptor 3
Exons: 8
Coding region: 732-2345 (537 amino acids)
Biological process (GO): regulation of blood pressure; vasodilation
Cellular component (GO): membrane
Molecular function (GO): peptide hormone binding; natriuretic peptide receptor activity
Source: RefSeq, a predicted model, not a curated record